AUGAGCGCGACGUGGCGUGGUGUUUUCACCUACAACAAGUUCACCGAGAUCACGGCCCGCGCCCUGCGCGCCUCCUUGAAGGAGGACAAGCGCAUCGCCGCGGAGAAGCGUGGUCUCACUGCAGUGAGGUACCAGAAGUGGGAGAAUGGCCAGGGUGGCGAGCAGGUGCGCAUCCAACCGAAGCAACGUUGA
Molecule: messenger RNA, 192 nt
Organism: Schizophyllum commune H4-8
Lineage: Eukaryota; Fungi; Basidiomycota; Agaricomycetes; Agaricales; Schizophyllaceae
Exons: 2
Coding region: 1-192 (63 amino acids)
Biological process (GO): proton motive force-driven ATP synthesis
Molecular function (GO): proton-transporting ATP synthase activity, rotational mechanism
Source: RefSeq, a predicted model, not a curated record